UCCCGAAAAUUGCGAGUUUUAUUUUCCAAUAUAAAUACUAUAUACAUAUGUAUAUAUCUGUUGCUUAAGACAACAACUCUGUUCGAUACCCAAAAUUAUUUGCGAUGAGUCUGAGGAAACGAAAGGAGACACCGUUGAUGAAUGCGGCCAUGCGUAUACGGCGGGAAAACUAUAUCGCCCACAGGAAACGUGUACGGUUCGUGCAUAGUCUGGUCGAUAGUACGGAGCCUAGGGUGCCACCUCGGAGUCUCGCCGAUAUCGAUAUGCUGCUGGUGGACGCGUCCUGCUACCAGCAGCGCACCAGGGAUAAUGUACGUAUGCUGCUGAAUCUGGCCAGGACGAUGCGCACCAGAGGAAGACUGGAUACCAGGAGCUGCCCGAAUCUGGAGUCCACAUCUAUGCAGCCGACCAUGCUGAUACAUCUGAAGCGACUGGAUAAGGCCAACAUAAAGCUGGGGAAGCGCAUACUCUUCGCUCAGCUGUUUGGGAAGAGUCUCUGCCACGGCUGUGCUCCAACGCCGUACUCGUCGCUGGUGCUCUCGCCCAGCUACCAGCGUCGACCCGAGUCCGACAGCAAACUCUGUCUGUCCGUGUACAGUGCCGUUCACGAGGGCAAGGACGAGAAGGAGAUAUUCUCGAAGUAUGCGGGCUGGGAUCUGGAAAUGCCGGACGAUAAAAUCGAAUUGACGCGACUGCUGCGCCCGCGCAUCGUCCUCCAUUUCGGCUCCGUCGAUGGCCGACCUCUGGGCGUUGUCGUCUUCCAGCUUUAUACUGAAGCCGCUCCGCUCAUUGUCCUGGAACUAAUACGGCAGUGCAUGAGUCACAAGCCGCACAAGUUCUCGGUGCGUCGCAUCUUUCCGACGCUGUGGAUGGACUGCUAUCUGCAGGGCAACAAGACGCCAUUGAAGGGUCCGAUCGAGUUCGAUACACGCGUCAUCGAUCACGGCCGCCAGGGCUACGUGCUGUCCUGCGCCAAGGACUAUUGCCUAAAUGGCUUUCCCGGUGCCAUUCUAAAUUUUACAAUCAGCUUCAAGCCGUUGCGCGUCCUGAAUGGCAAACGUGUGGGCUUCGGACGUGUCUUGCGCGGCGCUCGCAUCAUCCACAGCAUGGAGCUCUACGGCACCCGGAAUGGCAAGAUGAGUAAACGAGUUAUCGUCACGCACUGCGAUGUACUCUAGUAUAUGCCCCCAGAUCGUUUUGGCAUGUUCGCUUUCUU
Scaptodrosophila lebanonensis is the source of this 1216-nucleotide messenger RNA. RefSeq lists its product as uncharacterized. The coding region runs from base 105 to 1178 and encodes 357 amino acids. Gene Ontology annotation, biological process: protein peptidyl-prolyl isomerization. The transcript has a single exon. The record is from RefSeq and is a predicted model, not a curated record. Gene Ontology annotation, molecular function: peptidyl-prolyl cis-trans isomerase activity. Lineage: Eukaryota; Metazoa; Arthropoda; Insecta; Diptera; Drosophilidae.